AUGCACCGACUGCGAAACUUGAGCGCCCUUGGCAGUGCCGACCAGGUCAGCACAGUGGCUAAAUGGGCUGGCACCACGAGCGCGGCCAGCGGCCACCCCCUACUUCACCCCUACUUCACCCCUACACCCCUACUUCACCCAUACUUCACCCCCCCACAUUGGAUUUCGCGAGCAGCCAUUUUCGCCUGUGCAGUCUUAGUGUGGCCGCGUUUGUUCCAAUUGCGGCAUAAGGCUAAUCGUCGCCAAGGAUCCACCCCGUUGUCAGCAUACAGUACCUCCUUCGGUACAACGUCUCUAAGGACAACGACUUCGGUAGACGCCCGGCCCAGUCGAGUACGCGUCAGACUACAAGUACAAGGUGAAUGGCUUGGCUACGACCUCAAGGAUUGCACGUGGCAAACGGUCGAGGACCUGGAGGGAGCAAAGAAGGUGGAGAAGUACGAAACGGAUCGCGCCCGCAUCGCCGCGCUGAAGUCUGGACGAGAGAGACUACACAAGCACAAGUCUUGA
Messenger RNA from Gaeumannomyces tritici R3-111a-1, 510 nucleotides. RefSeq lists its product as hypothetical. The transcript has 3 exons. NCBI's taxonomy places the organism in Eukaryota, Fungi, Ascomycota, Sordariomycetes, Magnaporthales, Magnaporthaceae. Bases 1 to 510 code for a protein of 169 amino acids. The record is from RefSeq and is a predicted model, not a curated record.